ACUAGCGCUGUUAUGCAAGCAGUGUGGCGCGAAAAAGGUUUGUGCUGAGAGUUUGGAAUACCGUCACUUGUCAUGAGUGCCAGCUGUACCCCACCGCAGGACAGGAUGGGUAGGAGAAAGAAGACCUUACAGGAGCAGCAGGAAACUACACCAGUUGACAGAAAAAUCUCUGAGCAUGCAUCCCAGGAAUCAAACUGUGAAAGCAGUGCAUUAUCACCUCCUAAAAAAUGGAAUUAUAGGCAAAAACGAAGUCGGCAUUUAGAGUGUCAAGAGGAAGACAUCCCAGAGAAGAAACAGUGUUUUGCAAGAGCGCACCCAAUUGUGAUGCUGACUCGAGUAGCAAUAGAGUCCUCAGCCAACACAACUCCACACACAGUAGAAAGAAGCAGUGAUGAGCACUCUGAUCACACGCAGGAAACUAAUGAUGAUAAACAGUCUGAUCAGGAGCUGCUAGGCCUUUCUCCAUAUGAAGUUAAAAGGCUGAAAAACAUUAAGGAAAAUGCCAAGUUUUUAAAUUCUUUAAAACUGCUUGAGUCUGCUUCAGUUCUCCGUUCUUCCCCAAACAAUCGAAGAAAGACUAGUGGAAUCAAAAGGGAGAAAAAGGUAAAAAUAAUAGAGGAAUCAGCAAGACGCCGCUCCACAAGACUGCAAGGAAUUAAUAAUCCACUUACUAAUAACACAGAGCAGUCAAAGAUGCCAGAGCCGGUAUUAUUGGAAGAACAUCCUAUGAAGCCUCCUGGUCCACUCGAGAUGAUGCCAAUCAAUUUCGUGGAGGGCAGUGGCACAUUUGAGAACUUUGUGAAGACAUGGGACUCUAUCAGUCAGGAGGUCACUGGCAGUUCCAAGACAACACAAUCUGCAGACUUUAAAAGAUACGUAUCUGGUUUGAAGAGCAUGUCCCUAUUAGAUAAUGGAGUUGCAAAGGUUGUUCGCGACCGUAUUUUUUCUGUGGCUGUGCAUCCAUCUGAAAGCCAAAUUCUUGUAGCAGCUGGAGACAAAUGGGGUCAAGUUGGGCUUUGGAACCCAAAUCACCAGUCUCAUGAUGAUGGAGCGUAUGCAUUUACCCCUCAUUCCCGACCCGUUUGCUGCAUGUACUUUUCCCCUUCAAAUUCAGCACACCUGCUUUCACUCAGUUAUGAUGGCACAGUACGCUGUGGAGACGCAAACCGCUUGGUCUUUGAAGAGAUUUACCGAGAUGCAGAAGACUCUUUUUCUUCAUUUGAUUUCCUGUCACCAGAUGCCUCUGUCUUGUUGGUCAGUCAUUGGGAUGCACAUUUAUCGCUUGUGGAUAGUAGAACGCCAGGAACAUCCUAUGAACAUCGAACAAGCCUAGGAAUGAAGAGUGCCCGCACUGUGAAUGUGCAUCCUGUAAACAGAAACAUUUGUGUUGUAGCAGGGGCAUGUGAUGUUUGUAUUUAUGAUGUCCGAAAGCUCAACAAGAAGACGACACAGCCAGUGCUCUCAUUGAUUGGUCACACAAGAAGUGUAGCAUCUGCAUAUUUCUCUCCCGUGACGGGCAACCGAAUUUUGACCACGUGUGCCGAUGAUUUAAUACGGGUGUAUGACAGUUCCAGUCUGAGCUCAGUGGCUCUUCCUUUUACUUCACUCAGGCAUAACAACAAUACAGGACGCUGGCUGACCCGUUUCCGAGCAGUAUGGGAUCCCAAGCAGGAAGACUGCUUUGUAAUUGGCAGCAUGUUAAGGCCCAGGCAGAUUCCGGUUUUCCAUGAGAAUGGGAACCUUCUACACUCCUUCCAGGACUCUGAAUACCUUGGCUCUGUGUGCUCUAUCAAUGCCAUGCAUCCCACUAGGAAUUUGUUAGUUGGAGGAAACAGCAGUGGCAGACUGCAUAUCUUCUGUGACUGACACAAGAAACUUUAUUUUUUUCACAUUAAUCCUUAUUCCAUCAAGAUGAAUACACACCAAGUUUGCUUUUUAUGAGCUUGUCUGGUGUAAAUAAACCUUAAAUAACUAUCCAGAAAUAACUCGUAGACAGGUAUUCAUAACUGUAAGAGCGAAAAAUGUUGUAGGGUGCUCCCUUACUUUUAGCCCUGCCUAUUCUUUUAUUUUACAUGUUAAACCAUAAAAAGCAUACCGUUUUAUGCUUGCUGAUAUAUAGUUUUAGUGGAUGUUCCUGGAUAAAGAUUUUGUGUUUUAAUUCAUAAAUAAAAUGCCAAGCGGUGUUUUAAUGAUAAAAAAAAAAAAAAAAAUCCAUCAGGGUGUGUUC
Messenger RNA from Pelobates fuscus (common spadefoot toad), 2227 nucleotides. It is a transcript of the gene WDR76, whose product is annotated as WD repeat domain 76. The record is from RefSeq and is a predicted model, not a curated record. The transcript is spliced from 13 exons. Gene Ontology annotation, biological process: regulation of DNA damage checkpoint. The coding region runs from base 73 to 1866 and encodes 597 amino acids. Gene Ontology annotation, cellular component: nucleus. Lineage: Eukaryota; Metazoa; Chordata; Amphibia; Anura; Pelobatidae. Gene Ontology annotation, molecular function: DNA binding; protein binding.